UGCUGGAGCAGGGGGGUUGCUAGUUUGCUGCAAUUUGGGAAACAGAGUCAUUUUAGAGAUGAAGAAGACGCCAUUUCUGGUUCAAGAGUGAGAAUUGGGAAACCUUAGUCGAGAAUGGAAACCGAUUUUUUUAUGAUGAAAGAGUGGAUGAAGUACUUUGAUUUCGUAAUAACAGGCAGAAUCAUGGACAGCUGGGGUUGGAUUGCGUCAGGCUGGCUUCUGCCCAUUCAGUCAGGGAGGGAGGGAGUGACGAGAAACGAGCUAAAAGGAGACGCAUUUAUUUACAAGUGGUUGGUUGAGACUGGACACAAAAUGAUUCUUGGUGAACAGAGGAAGACGUCGGCAAUCUGUAGGGAUGCCCUGAAUCCCAUUCCAAUCAAAAUUUGCACCUUUAUUCAUCAGGCAAAAAAGAAGUUUCUGCCCCUUUUUUUCCCCAUCUUUUGAGAAAGAAGGGCCAAUGAUCAUGUGUUGAUGUCGUUGGAUCCUGUAUAGCAUCUAGCAUCAUGAUUUUCGUCGUUGAAUGGAAAAAUCAGUAUUUGUUUGAAAGAGCGAUUCUAAACUCAAAGAAUAUGUGAAAGACAAUCCAUCGGCAUCAACGUACGAGUCGUUGGUCGACAUCCACUUAACAUGAUACCAAAUGUCCUUAACAAUAGCUGCACUAUAACGAUACUGGUGGCUAAUUUACGCUGAGAAAUUAUAUGAAACAAAGGAAUUUAAACAGGCGUGAGAGUGAAUUCUUAGAAGGUUGUGAAGUCUCGCGCCCUAAUAAUGAUGAGACAAUGAGACGGGGCUAGGUUUGCUGGUAGAUAUUAUUAUAGGUUUUAAAGCAGUUGCAUGCAAAAUUUUAUCACAUUGGUGGAAUUUAAAACUAAACUAACCUUAACCUAACUAAGUGCCUGCUUAACUACUGUGGCCCAGGAGCGGGGACCGUUUGGGCCCAAAAUGUUAACUUGCUCGAGAUGGACGGUUUGGGCCCAACAAGUUCCCUUCGCUUGAUGAAUAAGAAAAGGACAUUGGGACCCGACCUAUGACAAUUUGCUCGAGUGGGCAAAUCAGAGACUUUUUUUUUAUCAGUAAGAAAUAUAAACAUCAAUUUCUCCUCAAGUACCAACUGCCAACCGAAGCCUUUUACAAGCUGGUGGUACUGGUAGGUUAGAUCACAAUGAUAUCAGACAGUGACUGAGGAAAUUUUAGUUUGAAACUCUUAACUCAUUUGCUAACAGACGAGUUUGAUACAAAUCUCGUUCAGUUCACGAGGCUCGUGAGUUAGUUCAACUCGGUGGGUUGUCGAGCCUACUCGUGAACUAUAGCUCGUUUAGAGCUCAUGAGAUGUCUCGACAUUGUGCGCAGAGAGUCAACUAGAUACCCGAUUUAUGAGCAGAUCGAUCUAUAUAUUCAUAGGAUUGUUAAAUUAUUAUGUCUCACCUUGUAUGAUGUUUAGAAUAUUGAGUAUGUAAGCAACUAUGUCUUGUUUAUAAUUUUAAAAAGCAAUGAUGUAUCAUGGAUUGCUUCAAUAUAAUGAAAUAACAUAAUUUAGACUAGUUAAUGAUGAAAAUUUGACUAUCUCUUGUACAUCAUAACAUCAAUCACAUGUAUUAUACAUUAUAUAAAAAAUUAAUGUAGUAAAUACAAGCCAAGAUUUUUGUACAAGAUACUAAAUCAAAUUCUACUCGAUUCAUUAAUAAACAAGUUAAACUCAAACUCGACUUGUUUAUUAACGAGGCGAACCCAAAUUAAUGUAAAACUCAACUUGUCUCGACUCGAUCAUAACCCACCAUGCUAUAUGCCCAUGUCACUUUGCGUAUUACAUAUAAAAAAAAAUUAAUUGUUAUCUAUGCGAUAAUAUUAAUUUUAUGAAUCUUUAUAAAAUAAAUCUGGUCAAAUGUCAAUUUUACUAUUAUCAUAAGUUCAUAACCAAGGAUUGUGAAAUUGUAUCGUUGGUCAUACAGGAAAAGUCACUGGUAGUGUUUUGUACUAAAAUUAUAAUUCAGUCGUGAUUCAACCAUUUAAUACCGUUAAAACCCCACCUACCAAUUUGAGAUAGGCUACCCAGUAUUCUCGGUCCAACCAGAUGGUAGGGUAUGAUUUCUAAAACACCGUUCAUAACAUAUUAUUACAACGAUCAUAACAAAGUUAAUUUUGCAUUAAAAUUGAUUGGGAUUUUCCAGUUUCAAAUUAAAGCAUAUAAAAAACUUAUCUAGUAGACCACAAGUAGUCUAAUUUCCUUAUUUAAAAACAGAAUGGGACUUGAACGGGCCAACUUACCGUACACGUGCGGACUUGAACGGGCCCAGGGAUUGUUGCGGACCACAAAAACAGAAUAGGUUCCAGCCACGGCUGCAUCUAUUUCAUGCCUCCAUAGCGAUCACCGUAACCGAGUCUUGGAUUGUUCCGAUGCUGGAUCUGGACUCCACCAACGCCGAGAAUAAAUGAGAUAAUUAGAG
Molecule: messenger RNA, 2444 nt
Organism: Linum trigynum
Lineage: Eukaryota; Viridiplantae; Streptophyta; Magnoliopsida; Malpighiales; Linaceae
Source: the annotation of a GenBank genome assembly